AUGUCGUUUCCGCAAACAACUCCCGUUCGGCCAGUUCCAGGCGCAUUUUUGAAUACGCCUGCUGUCACUUCGAGAUACCAGCAGGGCUCCGAUCCUGUGCGCCGACAGCUGUUCCCAGUUUCUGAGAGUGGCCAGUCCGUAUCGAGUCUAAGGAGCACUGCGCCAACACCAUCAACAACAUCGCGAGGCGUGACAGUCACAGGCUCGUCAGUAGUGAGGCCAUCAAGCGGCGAUGGCUUGAUUGUUCCGACUGCGCUGCCGCCUCCACGAUCCGAGAAUGUCCCCCCCGUCAUAAAGGCGGCCAAGGCCAUCAACACUUGUCUCCAGGCUGAUGGACGCUAUCCCGACUUGGAUUCAUACUGCAGACAGGGCGCGUCGUCCGAUUACGAUCUCGAAAGCACCGAUUCCGCUAUGGCCCCCUUCCACAAAACCCAGAUGUAUCCUAUCCCAAACCAAGUUUUCGAUCAUUACAAUGCUGGCGAGCUUCAAACCCUGAUGGGUCUCUUUGCUGAGAUUAACCAUGCUUGGGUUGUUAUUGAUAACUCCUUGUUCUUGUGGGACUACACGCAUCCUGAUCCUGAGCUCAUCGGUUUCGAAGACUCACCGCAUACCAUUCACGCCGUCGCGCUGGUACCUCCCAAGCCAGGUAUCUUUGUCGGUUCAAUCACCCAUAUCUUGGUCGUUGCGACUUCUCAGGAGAUAGUGCUACUGGGUGUUUCAGCUACAGAUACUCCUUCGGGCACCAAAUCCGUAAACCUGUACCAGACGAAAAUGAACCUUCCUCUACGUGGCACCGACGUUCGCGUAAUCACUGGAUCUUCUAAUGGUCGAAUCUUCUUUGGCGGUAGCAACGACAUCGAUAUUAAUGAGCUUUACUAUCAAUCCGAAGAGAAGUGGUUCUCGAAUCGAUGUGGAAAGAUCAACCAUACGAAUCCCGGCUGGUCUUCAGUUGUCACCCUACAAGGAAGCUUCUGGUCGCAAAAGAGCCCCGAACACCUUGUCGAUAUCGUGAUUGAUGAUUCGAGAAACCUUGUAUAUACACUCUCGAGUCGCUCAACCGUCCGAACAUACCAUAUGGAGUCGCCUGAUCGAUUGAACAAGGUUAUCGAGAAGGAAAAGGUCCAUUGUCUUCGCGACAUUGCUCACAUGAUUAGCCAGUCUCGACUGUUGAACGAUAGAGUCGAAAUCGUUGCGAUCAGCCCCAUCUCCAAGCAAGAAGCCGCGAAGCUGCACCUAAUGGCCUUGACGAAUACUGGAUGUAGACUGUUCUUUAGUGCUACAAGCGCUGCAUCCUAUAUGUACGGUUCCUCGACCAACCUGGCUCCCCAGAGUAUGCAAGUUCAAUUCAUCAAAUUCCCUCCAGGCCAGAAGUCGCCGUAUGCUGGCAGCGAGACAACCAUCGACCUCGAAUCAACAUCUCUCACAUGGAGCCGACAAGGCGCGCGAUUCCCACCUGGAUAUUUCUUGGAUUUUGUUAGUAAGGAGUCGAACCCCAACGAAGAUUCUCUAUUUAUUUCUGGACCCGAAACGGGACGUCUUAAGAAUACGCCCCCGACAUCUCCACUCAAAUAUCAUGAGAGCGGAAUUUGGAUUGAUAUAGGAAGUAGAGCCGAGGCAGUUGGAAUCAUUACAAAGCCAUUCGCUGCAGCACCGCAACCUCUAGGCUUUGGUAACGAGUUAGCUGUUCAGUUUGACGAUGCACCCAGCGAGUUUGCGGUUCUCACCAACACCGGUGUUCACAUCAUCCGACGAAGACGUUUCGUGGACAUCUUUGCUUCGGCGAUUCGAGGUGCUGUUGGAGACGAAGGGUUGGAACUUAUCUGCCGCCGGUUUAUUAACACUUACGGCCGUGUAGAGACAGUUACUACCGCUUUGGCUGUCGCCUGUGGUCAUGGAGGCGACUCUCGACCAGGCGCGGCGCGUGCCAUUGACCAGGCCACUGAAGACCGGGCCCGAUCCGUCUUUGUUGACUUCGGUGGCCAGCCCACAAUGGCCGAGACUGACAGCGCAUCCCUUACAACAGAGUCUGUCAACCUCUCCUCUCGACACGACGCCUUGGCUCUGUACCUCUCCCGAUUGAUACGCCAGUUGUGGAAGUCGGCAGUUAUUACUCCCGGUGUCUCACCUACUGGUGGUGUCACUAUCGGCUCUACUAUUCCUCUUUCUAAGCUCAGCACUGUUCAAGAAGCGUUGGAGCGUCUAAGGAGGUUCCUCGACUCUAACCGGGGUCUUAUCCAGGGCCUGUCCGGCCCGUCUGAUCUCCAACACGUGUCUAGUCGCCAAGAGGAGAUUGCUCUUCAGGCAGAACACCAGGCUCUGCAUGCUCUUCAAAAGUUGAUGGAAAGCAUUUCGGAGGGUAUCUCUUUUGUGCUGAUGCUUUUUGACGAGCGUGUCGCCGACAUUUACACCCGACUCGAUGAUAUCGCUCGACAACAGCUCAAGGAUCUCACAUACGAGAAACUCUUUUCUCAAACAGAUGGCAAAGAUUUGGCUAAACUCCUUGUCAAGGCUAUUGUUAACCGCAACAUUGAGAGUGGCUCCAAUGUUGAGACUGUUGCUGAUGCCCUGCGAAGGAGAUGCGGCAGCUUCUGUAGCCCUGAUGACGUGGUGACUUUCAAGGCCCAAGAACAGCUCAAGCGUGCUUCUGAACAGCCCCUUCAAACCAACCAGUCACGAAGCUUGCUUCAUGAGAGUCUCAGGCUCUUUGAGAAGGUUGCUGGCAGCCUUACUUUUGCUAAUCUCCAGACCGCUGUCCAACAGUAUAUCGACCUCAAGUACUAUGCUGGCGCUAUCCAGCUGUGCCUUGUUGUCGCACGGGAGAAGGACAGGGGUAACACGGCUCUUUCUUGGGUCAACGAUGGCAAGCCCUCAUCUGAUCCUCGAGCCAAUGCCUUCAACGAUCGCAAGCGUUCCUAUGACAUGAUUCAUGAUGUACUGAGCCACCUAGACGCUGCGUCAAGCAGUGAGCCCGAAAUGGUUGACGGCCGUUUGACUUUGAUUGCUACAAAGAGGCUUGAGGCCUACAAGGUUGUGAAUGAGUCGGAUGAUGAGGUGUUCCACUUUGACCUCUAUGAGUGGUAUAUUCAACAAGGUUGGACCGACCGCAUCCUGGCCAUCGAUUCCAACCACGUCGUUACCUUCCUGCAGCGACUUGCCGGUACCAAUAUCGAGCAUGCUGACCUACUCUGCCGUUUCUACACCAACCGCAGUCGCUUCUUCGACGCAGCCGAGGUACAGGCCGAACUUGCUAACUCCGAUUUCCCUAUCAGCAUCAAGGAUCGAAUCAGAUUGCUCAGCUUGGCCAAGGCUAAUGCCAACGUUUCUACGACUGGUAUUAGCCGACAGCAGCAACAGAUGCUAAACCACAGCGUUACUGAGUUGUUGGAGAUUGCACACAUCCAGGACGAUCUGCUUGAACGAUUGAGAGCCGACGACCGUAUUGAUCCCGAGAGGUCUAUUGAGAUUGAGGAUGCUCUCAAGGGCAAGAUCCAGGGUCUCUCCGAGCUUUUCAACGACUAUGCCGACCAGGCUGGUUACUACGACCUGUGUUUGCUCAUCUACCAUGUUGCCGAUUACCGUAACCACAUGACCAUCUCUGGUACAUGGAGCAACCUGAUCCAGCAGACACACGAUGAAGUCAUGUCUCGGCUAGAAAUGUCUGAACCUGGAAUGCCCUCGCCACCACUACCCUAUGAGUGUGUCACCAGCAAGAUCCAAAACAUUGCUCACCGCACAUCACUCGACAGUUUUAUCUUCCCUAUCCAAGACCUCCUACCAGAACUCUGCCGUUACGCAGUGGCGUACCAACAGGAUGCCACAAUUGGCGCAGAUCCCACCUGGCCAGUCCAGCUCUUCCUCACCUUGGGGGUUUCCCAUGACAUGAUUGUUCGUGUACUGGAAGGUGUUUUCGAUAGCCAAGAUUACGGUUUCAGCGGAUCCGUACGAAACCGCAUGAUUGAGCUUAUUGUUUAUGUUGUUAACGACUGGGUGGCCGAAGCCCGCCGACGUGGUGGUGCAGGCAAGGGUGGCGCUAUUGGCCCUUCUGUAGCCGACCUCCUCAAGAGAUGCGACGCGGCCUUGCCUCCCCCCGGACAUGGCAACAACGCCGGCGGUGCAGACCUGGCUGAUGUUAGGCGAGUGCUCAAGGGCCUGAAGAGAGAAGUGGAUGGCCUGUCACAACGGGUUCCCACGGGUAGUCUUAGGUUCGCAUAG
Messenger RNA from Fusarium venenatum, 4212 nucleotides. Its product is annotated as Non-repetitive/WGA-negative nucleoporin C-terminal-domain-containing protein. Gene Ontology annotation, molecular function: structural constituent of nuclear pore. Gene Ontology annotation, cellular component: nuclear pore inner ring; nuclear pore. The record is from RefSeq and is a predicted model, not a curated record. Gene Ontology annotation, biological process: RNA export from nucleus; protein import into nucleus; transcription-dependent tethering of RNA polymerase II gene DNA at nuclear periphery. NCBI's taxonomy places the organism in Eukaryota, Fungi, Ascomycota, Sordariomycetes, Hypocreales, Nectriaceae.